AAAGCUUUCGCAAGCUGCGCCGCCCCACGCGCCGCUGCGCGGAGGCUGACCACAAGCAUUCGGCCGGAGGAGACGCCGCCGCUGCCGCGGACUUCUUACGUCUCUGAGCCGGCCGCCCAAGAGUGCGGCGGAGCAAAUAUGAAUGUUGGAGUUGCCCACAGCGAGGUAAAUCCAAAUACCCGGGUAAUGAACAGCCGGGGUAUGUGGCUGACAUAUGCAUUGGGAGUUGGCUUGCUUCAUAUCGUUUUACUUAGCAUUCCCUUCUUCAGUGUUCCUGUUGCUUGGACCUUAACAAAUGUUAUACAUAAUCUGGGGAUGUAUGUAUUUUUGCAUGCUGUAAAAGGAACACCUUUUGAAACUCCUGACCAGGGUAAAGCAAGGCUCCUUACUCAUUGGGAACAACUGGACUAUGGAGUACAGUUUACAUCUUCACGGAAGUUUUUCACAAUUUCUCCAAUUAUUCUGUACUUCCUGGCAAGUUUCUAUACGAAGUAUGAUCCAACUCACUUCAUCCUAAACACAGCUUCUCUCCUGAGUGUGCUAAUUCCCAAAAUGCCACAACUACAUGGUGUUCGGAUCUUUGGAAUUAAUAAGUAUUGAAAUGUUUUGAAACUGAACACAAAUUUUUACAGCCACUGAGUUUUCUGUAAGGAAGGAGUGAUUAGUAAACUGCACUGUUUCUUGAUAAUGUGAAAUGAAAGGUAUUUACAUUGGAGAGCCAAUUGCUGGCUCUUCAUGUGUGGUUUUGAAGUGCAGAUUUUUACAAGAAGAUGCCUCUGUUUAAUGCAUCUGGUAUCUUUCUGAAGAGAGGCUUCAUAGGCAGGCUGGGCAGGCCCAGCUUCUAAGUUAAAUGACUAUAAAGUAAAGGUGUAGUAGAUAAAUACAAGGAAAUAAGAGAUUUGUAAGGAACUAGGUCCAGCUUAGCUUAUAAUGAAGGGGCACUAUAUCAGGAGCAGAAAAUUUUCAAUCAUUCAGUCAUGAUCAUUUAGGCAACCUUAUGUGUAAACCAGAAUCAUCUCUUUACAAGUUUAUUAUAGAUUGUUUUUAUUACCAUACUUAUUCCUCUUGUGUUAAUAUUAAAAGGGUAUAUACCCUCUUGUUUUAUACAAACCAAUUUCUACCUUAUGAGUGUGGGUUUUUUUGGUUUUGAACAUUGUGUUGAUAGAUGAUUCAUUUUUACAUUUAUUAAGUUACUGAGUUUGUGAAGGUCCACCUUCAUGACAUGACUGAUUGAUAAUAGAAGAUAGGCAUCUUAGAAGCAGCCUCUUGAGUUGGCCUUCUAAUUUUGGAACAGAGUGGGUUUUGCUGCCUUUCCAGAUACAAGGCUGCUAAAUCAAUUAAGAAAACAAUUUAUUUCUCAGUUGAAGUAUAUGGUAACAUAAAGGUCUCUGCUUAUUUGGUUGAGCAAUCUUAUUGUUGAAGUCUGCCAUUUAGAAAACGAAAUAUAAAAUGGACAACCACAUAGCCAAAAUGUGGUCUGGCGGAAACUGCUUUUCUAGCAAUAGUAUCAAAGUAAAUAAUGGAGUCCUUUUUUUUUUAACAGGUCUGUAGUAAAAGAUAACAUCAGUUUUUCUUAGUCCUUCUGUUCUCAGUCCCACAUUUUGCCCAUCAAUACAUGAGUCAUUGUAGAUAACCCAAAAUGGUAACUAUUUCCAAAGCAGCAACCAUAUUGAAUUCUCGUGACUUAGAGAAGCUUCCUGUAGUUGCUGACAUUAAUUGCAAGAAAUAACUACUACUUUGAGAAGUAAAUAUCAAGAAAAGUUCUGAUGUGGGAUGAAACUGAAAAACCUAGUAACAUUUGUAUGAACAAUUGAGUGAAAAGAAUUAUAAAGCCAACUUAAUCAGUUUGUUUCCAGCUGACUUUUGGGGGUAAUGAUCAUUGUUUUGUAUUUCAAAAGUAUUGAGUUUAGAAAUCAGUUGUAUAAUAAUGCCUUUGUAUGUCUGUCUUUUCUUAUGUAUUUUUAAAUAACGAGUAAUCUAUACUUUAAUAAAAUUUUUCUUUGGUGUAAGAUUAA
This is a messenger RNA of Sus scrofa (pig), 2015 nucleotides long. RefSeq names its product ORMDL sphingolipid biosynthesis regulator 1 (gene ORMDL1). Gene Ontology annotation, cellular component: endoplasmic reticulum membrane. The record is from RefSeq and is a predicted model, not a curated record. Lineage: Eukaryota; Metazoa; Chordata; Mammalia; Artiodactyla; Suidae.